AUGUCCCAGAACGUCCCCGCCACAGACCCCGCUGUUUAUGCGGAAUACGAGUCCAAAUGGGCCAACCUGCCAGACACCGAAGAAGCAUGGCUGACCCGAGCCCGCGAAGUGGCUGAAGUUCUCGCCAAAGAUGCCGCUCAAAGAGAUCAUGAAAACAAAUCCCCGCGCGCCGAAGUGGCUUUGCUUAAAUACGCAGGCUUGACCAAGGUUCUGGGACCUAAGAAGUAUGGCGGUGGAGAACAACCCUGGAGUGUGGGAUACAAAGUGAUCAGAGAGGUUGCGAAAGCGGAUGGAUCUAUUGGUAUGCUCUUGGGCUACCACCUCCUUUGGUCCACUACGGCCAAUGUUGUCGGUACGCCUGAACAAGCCGAGCGUACUAACGAGUUGGUCCUUUCAAACAACUACUUUAUCGGUGGCGCUGUGAACCCCCGCGACAGCGACUUGAAGAUCGUCUCCGAUGGAGAUCACAUUGUGUUCACCGGAAACAAGUUCUUCAACACUGGCGGUGUGGUGUCCGACUUGACCGUCCUCGAGGGUGUCCUCGAAGGAACUCAAGAUCACAUUUUCGCACUGGUCGAGACCCGCCAGGCAGGCAUCCAGUUCGCUCACAACUGGAACAACAUUGGCCUCCGACUGACCGAAUCGGGAGGUGUGAAGAUUGACAAUGUGCGAGCUCCCUGGGCUGAUGCCUUAGGCUGGGAUGCCACAAGCAAGCAGCCCCGGGAUGAUGCGCUGAAGAUUGCGUUCACGACUCUGCUUCUCCCUACUAUCCAGCUGGUCUUCAGUAACUUUUACCUGGGUAUUGCUCUUGGUUCCUUGGAGUUUGCUUCCAAGUAUACGACAACGUCUACCCGUGCCUGGCCCUUUGGAGGGGACAACAAGGAAUCGCCGACUGAGGAGUUUUAUAUUCUCGAGCGAUAUGGUAACUUCUUCGCUCACCUGCGAGCCACCGAAGCGCUCGCCGAUCGCGCAGGUGAUCAGCUCUCUGGGCUCUAUGGCCGCUAUCAGAAUGACAAGGCGGCUCUCACUCCCCGCGAACGUGGAGAGGUUGCCGAGUGGGUUGCGAGUGUCAAGAUUGUCAGCACGGACGUGGGUCUACGGGUGACGUCUGGAGUGUUUGAGGUGACUGGAGCUCGUGCGACUGCAUCGAAGGUUGGCUUGGAUCGAUUCUGGAGAGAUAUUCGGGUGCAUAGUUUGCAUGACCCGGUGGCGUAUAAGAAUCGGGAAGUGGGACGCUAUGCACUGUUGAAUGAAGUGCCCGAGCCCACCUGGUACACUUGA
Penicillium brevicompactum is the source of this 1281-nucleotide messenger RNA. Its product is annotated as thermophilic desulfurizing enzyme family protein. The record is from RefSeq and is a predicted model, not a curated record. NCBI's taxonomy places the organism in Eukaryota, Fungi, Ascomycota, Eurotiomycetes, Eurotiales, Aspergillaceae. The transcript has 3 exons. Bases 1 to 1281 code for a protein of 426 amino acids. Gene Ontology annotation, biological process: L-leucine catabolic process. Gene Ontology annotation, molecular function: 3-methylbutanoyl-CoA dehydrogenase activity; flavin adenine dinucleotide binding.